AGUUAUUAAAGACGCAAAUAUCAAAUAGAAGUGUGCCUGCUUGGCAGUGCGACAUCAAACAGUCAAACGCUUGUCUAUUCCAUAACUCGUCAUUGUCGUAUUCAUGAUCAUGGAAGUAUUAGAUCCAAGUGUCUCAAGAGACGAUCAGCCAUUGUGUAUUAACGAUUCAUUACAAAAAAGCAUUACUCAGUCACAUCCAAGUGAAAUAUCUGAUAGCCAAUCAUGUAUAAAGUCAAGACAAAUUUUUGGUUUCCUAGGAUUUCUUGGAUUUGCUUUAGUUUAUGCAAUGAGAGUAAAUUUAUCUGUGGCAAUUGUAUCUAUGGUGAAUCAAUCAGCAAUUCCUCAUUCGGAUAAUGAAAGUGGUGUCGAUGCAUGCCCAAAAAUAAAUCCAGUGAAUACAACAUUUGUUCCAAGUGCAGGUGAAUUUGCUUGGGAUGAAAAGACACAGGGUAUUAUACUUGGUGCAUUUUUCUUAGGAUAUGUCAUAACUAAUGUACCAGGAGGUAGAGUAGCAGAAAAAAUAGGUGGAAAAUUAGUUUAUGGAUUAGGAGUAUUUUUAACUUCUCUUCUCACUGUCAUAAGCCCCUUUGCAGCUUAUUGGGGUUUGUACCCAUUUUUAGUUAUUCGCGUUGCUGAAGGAUUCACAGAGGGAGUUACUUUUCCAGCGAUGCAUAGUAUGUUGGCACAUUGGGUACCACCAUUAGAAAGAAGUAAAUUUGCUGCUUUAGUUUAUGCAGGAUCAAAUUUUGGUACUGUUAUUUCUUUACCAUUAAGUGGCUGGUUAUGUUCUUUAGAGUUAUGGGGUGGUUGGCCACUCUCAUUUUAUUUAUUUGGUAGUCUUGGACUAGUAUGGUAUAUAUUUUGGUUAAUAUAUGUGUUUGAUACACCUGCAGAACAUCCACGAAUUGAUCCUCAAGAAAAGCUAUACAUAGAAUCAUUAGUGGAAACAAAGAACGAUGAUUACAAUAAUUCUGUGCCUUGGCUAUCAAUAUUUAAAUCUCUUCCAAUGUGGGCAAUAGCUAUUACUCAAUGUGGUCAGUCAUGGGCUUUUUACACCCUUCUGACAGAAUUGCCUACUUACAUGGACAGAAUUCUACACUUUGAUGUACAACAAGAUGCAUUCCUAUCAGCAUUACCAUAUUUAACAGCCUGGGUAAUCGGUUUGAUAAUAUCAAGUUUUGCUGAUGCUUUACUAGCUAGAAACAUUAUUACUCCACUAACUUCGUUUAAAUUAUGGAAUACAAUAGCUUCUCUAGGACCUAGUCUAAGUUUCUUAGGCGCUAUUUGGGCUGGAUGUGAUCGACUUACUGUGAUGCUAAUGUUAUCUGGUUUAAGUUCACUUUAUGGUGCUGUGUAUGCUGGUAAUCAAAUGAAUCAUAUUGUUCUCGCACCACGAUUUGCUGGAACUUUGUAUGGAAUAACAAAUGCCGCUGCUAAUACCUGUGGAUUUUUAGCGCCUUAUAUUAUUGGACAAAUCGUUAAUGGACAUGAAACAUUGGCACGUUGGCAUGUGGUAUUUUUGUUAGCAGCAGUUAUCAAUAUGGGAGCAAAUUGUUUUUAUCUGCUAUUUGCAUCUGCUACUGAACAAUCGUGGAGCAGAAACCAUAGCUGAUGAUGAAUAUCAUAAAAAAAGAAUGAAACAAUUAAUGUGAUGAGUGAUAUCUCAUCGAAUCGUCUUGCUAUCAGCAUUUCCAAUCUACACGAAACGUCAUUUGAUAGUUUAAUUUACUUCUAAACUAUUGUUACAUUAAAUUUUAUUGUACUAUGAUAUAGAUUCAAAAGUUAUAAGUCUUUCGCUUUAGCGAAAAAUGGGUGCAAUCAUACGUUUGUAUGAAAAGUAUUUUUUGUUUGAUUGAAUAAUCAAAUAGUGAUGACUUAAACACGAUAUUUAGAUUUAAGGGGAAUUGACGCAAAUCCUGACAAUAUCAGUAUAAUAUAUACACGCUGGGUUAGCUCUCUUUUUUGUAUAAACCUUAAUACCUAUAAUUGUACAUUUAUUAUUUUCACUAUACCAUGAAUGGCCUUUCUUCCUUAUGAUACUCGUAAAUCUAUUCAU
Molecule: messenger RNA, 2056 nt
Organism: Ceratosolen solmsi marchali
Lineage: Eukaryota; Metazoa; Arthropoda; Insecta; Hymenoptera; Agaonidae
Gene: MFS10
Product: major facilitator superfamily transporter 10
Exons: 7
Coding region: 104-1612 (502 amino acids)
Biological process (GO): transmembrane transport; monoatomic anion transport
Cellular component (GO): membrane
Molecular function (GO): transmembrane transporter activity
Source: RefSeq, a predicted model, not a curated record